Molecule: messenger RNA, 1674 nt
Organism: Morchella importuna
Lineage: Eukaryota; Fungi; Ascomycota; Pezizomycetes; Pezizales; Morchellaceae
Exons: 10
Coding region: 1-1674 (557 amino acids)
Biological process (GO): intracellular signal transduction
Source: RefSeq, a predicted model, not a curated record
AUGAGUAUAAUUCAGUCACAAUCACCAUCACCGUCACCGCCGAGUAAAACGACACACACACACACCCUAUGGAGAGCAUCUAUGUCUGCCGGACACAGAUCCUCGCUUUCUGUUCGAGACUCUCUACUCUCGUUCAACUUCUUUAACGAUACCGGUCAUAGAAAGUUGAGGAACUCUUCUACAGAGUCUCUCCUAGAAUCGCGAGAUUCAUCCGCCAACCUGGCGAAACUCAUGCAUCAAACCAGUUCCAGGUUACUCCGAAUGACGAGCGAUGAUCGGCCAUUCACAAGGGAUUUUAAGGAUUUGUUUUCCACCCUCAUGGUCAGUCUGCCGCUGAGCUCGCACCGGGUUCGUUUCAAGACCUACACAUUCUCAUUCACCUCAGAGGAGGCCAUCAACAAUCUCGGUUCCCUGAAGUUCUCGCAGUCAAACCGGAUGCCGGAUCCCAAGGACCCAUCUCGGAUUGUAACCACAACAACGACAACAACGUUCUCGAUGGCUAAGGAAAUGGCUCGCUCUGUGUGUCAGAGGUUCAUGGAUGCUCGUUUUAUCGAGCUUGCUGAUUCAAAACCAGUCCAGUACUUUCCGCCAAAGGGCUCCCUAUGGCAAUUGACCCCGAAAGGGAUUCACGUUCUAGAAAGGUUCUGCCAACGGAAUGGAAUUCAGCAGGAGCAUGUUGUUAUCGCAGGACAAAACCACCACAGAGACUCAGACUCAGUAUCGGAGUAUCAUGAUGGAAUCACAGGUGUAAAGCUAGCCGAAACGCGGAAGAUUUAUGACAAAGUGAUUAAGAAUUCGUUUACUGGGAAGUGCGCGGUGGAUUGGUUACUGGAUUGCUGUACCACAGUGGAGGCGCGUGAAACCAAUGAGAUUGCAAGGCUUUUCAUUCAGCAUGGUCUUAUCCAGUCCGUACUAGAGGACAAGGUCUACGUUCAUCAAAACCCGGAAGCAAGCCAAUUCCAGCCGACCAAGAACGCCAUUUAUGUAUUCACAGACAAAGGUAGAAGGGUUGCAGGGUGGAUUGAGUCUGACAGGUUGAGCCUGCAGAGCGGAGAGAGGAAUGCUGAUGGCUCCCAAAGAGCGAGGUCAAACGUGAGGGUGAGAGAUGACCAGUCCCCGAGAGAUCAGCGUGAAACAAACACAACUCGGUUGACUGCUAUCCUGAACGACGCUGCGCUACGAUUAUUGUACCGCGAAUUCCUUCGGGAAACUCUUUGCGAGGAGAACCUGGCCUUUUACCUGGAUGUUGAGGGUUUCAACCACAACUUCCAUUCUAUUGACCUGUCAAAGCCGGAUGCUGUACGUGAAACAUUAGCCGCUGCUUAUGGUCUUUAUAACGCUUUCUUGGCACCGGGCUCCCCCUGCGAGCUUAACAUCGACCAUACCCUCCGCCAGGACAUGGCAUCACGCAUGACAAGGGCAGUUGCAAAAGACGAUGAGGCGAUGUAUACCAGCUUGAAGGAUGUGCAGACCCUGUUCGACAGGGCACAACAGCAAGUGUUCAAGCUUAUGGCAGGAGACUCGGUACCCAAGUUUAUUCGCACUCAUAAAUAUAUCGAGGUUGCAGGCGACAUUCUCGAAGAUGAGCGAAAUGCCCUUUCAGGUGGGGCUCCCGAGAGGACUUUAAGUCGAUCAACCAGAUACCCAGCCACCAAUGGUGAUGUCCCAAGAUGA